GCGGGGACCCCCGGGAGAGCCCCGCUCCUACCUGGGUGGCGGGAGCUCCGGGCUCUGAAAAAUAACGGCGGCCCCGAGGGUGGCACUAAAGGGGGGCGGGGGGCGUAAAGUGAAGUACCGGGAGCAGCGGGGAAUCUCGGCGUUCCCCUGUAAUCCCCCUGCCCGCCUGGUAGUUCCUCCCAUCCCCGUAAAAAAUCCUGCCGUGAAGACGAUAGCGAACGAGGCACCGCACGCUGGAGAGUGCACCAGGUCCAGGGUGGUUUUCCCCUAUUUAAUAACACAAAAAUACAGAAGGGAGGAGGAGAGAUACUCUCCUGCUUUCAGUUUCCAGAGUGGAAGGGUUUCCGAGUGCCUGGUAUUCGGGAAGACUUAAAACGCGAAUCCCCGCCGUAAAACACACUGAAAUACUGUUGUGCUGAGGAAGAAAACGACUCCCUGCUCCUUCUUUUUUUUUCCCCUUUUCUUUUUUCUUCCCCCCCUCCUUUCUUCUUGCCUGAAUUAGAAGCUCCAGGAAUGUGCUAAUUGGCGGCGGCCUCUUCAGAAAGGAAAAUGGAUGUUGUUAUGUGAAGGCAUCGAGGAAACAGUCCCCAGGUACCGAGAGGAAGAAAGGCCGGUGGGAAAUACUCAGAUUGAGGGAUUUUAAUGGCUUUCAGGUAGAAGAAAGUGGAGACAAUCAAAAUGAAUUCUAUGGACAGGCACAUACAGCAGACCAAUGACCGGCUGCAGUGCAUAAAACAGCACUUACAGAACCCUGCAAACUUCCAUAAUGCAGCAACAGAGCUCCUGGACUGGUGCGGAGACCCCAGAGCUUUCCAGAGACCUUUUGAGCAGAGCCUGAUGGGUUGUUUGACGGUGGUUAGUCGAGUGGCAGCUCAGCAAGGGUUUGACUUGGAUCUUGGAUACAGACUACUGGCAGUAUGUGCAGCCAACAGGGACAAAUUCACUCCAAAAUCAGCUGCGCUGCUUUCGUCGUGGUGUGAGGAGCUGGGACGGCUCUUGCUGCUUCGCCACCAGAAGAGCCGGCAGAACGACCCUCCAGGGAAGCUCCCCAUGCAACCCCCCAUGAACUCUAUGAGCUCCAUGAAACCCACCCUCUCUCAUAGUGAUGGGUCUUUCCCUUACGAUUCUGUUCCCUGGCAGCAAAAUACCAACCAGCCUCCAGGCUCUUUAUCAGUGGUCACCACAGUAUGGGGUGUGACUAACACCUCUCAAAGCCAGGUGCUGGGAAAUCCAAUGGCAAAUGCUAACAACCCUAUGAACCCAGCAGGAAACCCCGUGGCUUCUGGGAUGACUACCAGCAACCCUGGAAUCAAUUCCCCUCAGUUUGCUGGACAGCAGCAACAGUUUUCAGCCAAGGCAGGCUCCACUCAGCCAUACAUACAGCAGGGCAUGUAUGGGAGACCCAAUUACCCUGGAAGUGGAGGCUUUGGUGGCAGUUACCCCGGAGGCCCCAACACCCCGGGGGGAAUGGGGAUCCCCCCCCACACGAGGCCGCCCGCCGAUUUCACCCAGCCUGCUGCGGCUGCCGCCGCCGCUGCCGUGGCCGCUGCCGCCGCCACAGCCACAGCCACGGCCACGGCCACUGUGGCAGCCCUUCAGGAGACACAGAACAAGGACAUGAACCAAUAUGGACCGGUUUGUUCCUCUUUCCAGAUGGGUCCAACUCAGGCUUACAACAACCAGUUUAUGAACCAGCCUGGUCCACGUGGCCCUGCUUCUAUGCCAGGCAACAUGAACCCAGCGAGCAUGGGAGCGGGAAUGACACCUUCCAGCAUGAGCGGGCCGCCCAUGGGCAUGAAUCAGCCUCGACCUCCUGGGAUGAGUCCCUUCAGCACCCAUGGGCAGAGGAUGCCUCAGCAAGCCUACCCAGGCCCACGCCCUCAGUCUUUGCCUAUACAGAGCAUAAAGAGACCGUACCCAGGAGAGCCGAACUAUGGAAACCAGCAGUAUGGACCAAAUAGCCAGUUUCCAAACCAGCCUGGUCAGUACCCCACUCCCAACCCUCCAAGACCUCUCACGUCUCCCAACUAUCCUGGACAGAGGAUGCCAAGCCAGCAAAACACAGGGCAGUACCCUCCUCCAACAGUCAACAUGGGACAGUAUUACAAGCCAUCAAGGCCUGUACCUGUGGCAAAUUACCCUCAUUCACCCGUUCCAGGAAACCCCACGCCACCUAUGACUCCAGGGAGCAAUAUUCCUCCAUACCUGUCACCUAACCAGGAUGUCAAACCACCAUUCCCACCUGACAUUAAACCAAAUAUCAAUGCUUUACCACCACCACCAACCAACCACAACGACGAGCUGCGCCUGACCUUCCCCGUGAGGGACGGGGUUGUCCUGGAGCCCUUCCGCCUGGAGCACAACCUGGCAGUCAGCAACCACGUCUUUCACUUGCGGCCGACCGUUCAUCAGACGCUGAUGUGGAGGUCUGACUUGGAAUUACAGUUCAAGUGCUAUCACCACGAAGACAGACAAAUGAACACAAACUGGCCAGCUUCAGUCCAGGUCAGCGUUAAUGCAACCCCACUUACCAUCGAGCGUGGUGACAACAAGACAUCUCAUAAACCUCUGCACCUAAAGCACGUCUGCCAGCCAGGAAGAAACACGAUUCAAAUUACAGUCACAGCGUGUUGUUGUUCACACUUGUUCGUGUUGCAGUUAGUACACCGGCCAUCAGUUCGCUCCGUACUUCAAGGUCUACUAAAGAAACGCCUCCUCCCAGCAGAACAUUGUAUCACUAAGAUAAAGAGGAACUUCAGUAGUGUAGCAGCUUCCUCUGGCAAUGCAACACUAAAUGGGGAAGAUGGAGUAGAGCAAACUGCUAUUAAAGUGUCUCUGAAGUGUCCCAUCACAUUCCGGCGGAUUCAGCUCCCAGCAAGGGGCCACGAUUGCAAACAUGUACAAUGCUUUGAUCUGGAAUCUUACUUGCAACUGAACUGUGAAAGAGGAACUUGGAGGUGUCCGGUAUGCAAUAAAACUGCUCUGCUGGAGGGCUUGGAGGUUGACCAGUAUAUGUGGGGUAUUCUGAAUGCUAUACAGAACGCAGAGUUUGAGGAAGUUACCAUCGAUCCAACUUGCAGUUGGAGGCCAGUCCCUAUCAAGUCAGAUAUUCACAUCAAAGAUGACCCAGAUGGCAUUCCCUCAAAAAGAUUUAAGACUAUGAGUCCAAGCCAGAUGAUCAUGCCAAAUGUGAUGGAGAUGAUUGCAGCUUUGGGUCCUGGGCCAUCGCCUUACCCAUCCCUACCCCCUCCUCCAGGAGGCAACAACUCCACUGAGUAUGGCAACCAAGGCAACAGUUACCAAGGUCAUGGCAAUUUUGACUUCCCGCAUGGGAAUCCUGGUGGCACGUCUAUGAAUGACUUCAUGCAUGGGCCCCAGCUGUCACACCCCCCAGACAUGCCAAGCAGCAUGGCAGCUCUCGACAAACCUCUCAGUCACCCCAUGCAGGAAUCUAUCCCUCAUCCCGGCAGCACUGAUCAGUCCCAUACUUCCAUGCAGCAAGGUUUGCACGUCCCUCACCCCAGCAGCCAGUCAGGGCAGCCAUUACAUCACAGCGGGCCUCCUACCCAGCAGUCCCGGCAGCCGCCCCCGGCCGCUUCUAGCAACCAUCCACACAGUGACCUGACCUUUAAUCCCUCCUCAGCCUUAGAGGGUCAGGCUGGUGGACAGGGAGCACCCGACAUGCCGGAGCCCUCGCUGGAUCUGCUUCCAGAACUCACAAAUCCAGAUGAGCUUCUUUCGUACCUGGAUCCUCCUGAUUUGCCAAGCAAUAGCAAUGACGACCUUCUGUCUCUCUUUGAGAACAACUGAAACCAUAUGUAUUCUCCCACCCCUUUCACUUGUUCACACGUGUGUGGCUGCACAGCGAGGAAUCUUAACACUCCUUUUCCACGAGAGAAGAAAAAAUAAAACCAACCUCACAACUUGAUCCAAUGGUGCACUCCCUGCUUUCUUCAUCUCAGAACUGCUAUUGUCAGCGUCAAAGACUGCGAAAGUGACGGGAGGAAAAAACCACAACCCACAAGAACUGAGGAACUGCAGUGAUCUCCCAGUCUGCCACGCUACACGUGACAGAAGUGCAGACAGUUGUGCAGCUGUUGGAAACCCCAUUUGUUGUUCAUCCUCUAGAGAGAGAGUUCUGUGAUAACCAUAGUGUGAAGUAUCUUGGCAAAAAUGAAUCUUGGCAAGGGAAGAAAAGGCAACAAAAUGGAACUGUCUUUAACUGACCCGUCUCAGAGUGUCCUUCCAACGCGUGUUCUUCCAUUGUUUGAAACUGUAUCUCCCUCUGCCCCCUGCUCCCCUCUGCGCCCCCCACUCCAGCCACAGCGGUGCGUUGGAGCUCUUGUCCUGGCCACACACAAAAUAGAGAAACAAACACACGUACAAAGCUCAAAAAGAAAGCAAAAAAGCACAAAUCCCCCAGUCAAAUGGCGAAGGUAGGGAAGGGAAGAGCUGCAGGCCUGCCCGAGGGAGCUGCAGUGCCGCAGCAGUGGAGUCCUGAGUGUCUCCAGGAUUGCUGCAAGUGCAGGAGUGUCACCUACCUCUGCACAGCAGAGCAGAGCAUUCCUCUGACCAAACACACAGAUUGGAAACACCCAGGAAAAACCUUUUUCUUUAUUUUUUCUCCCCAAAAAAAGGAGUUUUCAAUGUUUAGGGGAUGUUGUUUUGUGCUUUUGGUUUCCAGUCAGCACCGUGUGUGGCUGCGUUCCCAUCCCGCAGGAGACGUGCUUGCCAUGCAGAUUGGCAAAGAGAGGGAGGGGGGAUGCAAACCAGACCGUUCCUGGCUGUUACCUACAGCCUCGGGUGCCCUGAGCCUUGUGUGUGUCGCUGUCCUGCACAGCACGUGGCGGGACGAGCUGGAUGGAAGGCAGCCAGGGAGGCGGUUGCAGGAUGGAGGGAGAGUCACAUCACUGCCCUCAUCAUUCUGUGUCAGAAUUGGCUUGAGGCGGGGCGUUGACGUUGGACAGACAUCUCACAGCUUCAGUUUUGGUUUGCUUUGCGUUCCGUUUCCCUGACUGUUACGGAUAAUUCAGCCUUUUCCUUUUCUCCUCCUUCAGUUUCUUUCUUUAAGCUUUGGCUGCCGGGAUGAGCUCUUUCUCCUGAAGGACCGGGCAUGGGGAGAAUAAGUAACUUGUCAGUAGAUUGCUACUGCCCUCGAGAGACCCUGCUGCCACAAUCACUGUCUUGCCCCUGUGACCUGUGCUUCUCGUGUGGUUGCUGCUCCUGCAUGAGCUUCCUAUUGCUUCUGUGCCCAUUUCUGUGCUCUUCGUCUCUCUCUCUCUCUUUCCCUCUCCUAUAAAUGAUGUACAGUAGCUGUGUAAGAAGUGCAUGUGUGCCAACUUUGCCCUCGUGGUGCAACAUUUCAGCUUUUGCCCACUGUACAGUUAUUGGUUCCGUUUCUUUUUGUUACUAAAGCGAACUUGACCCUGCUCCUUUUUCCUCACCCCAGAUCCCAUCAGGCACCCUUUGUCAGCUCGCCACGACACUUUUUAAACUGAAGUGCCAGGCCAACUUGAGUUUGUUGCUGUUGGUUUGAGUAGCUCCCCCACCCGCUGUGUUCAAUUGGCAGUGCUGUAAAUGGCAUGCUCUGUGCUUACCACUGGAUUUGCUUUCCUCGCCAAAGUCCUGGUUGUAAAUUCUCUGCUGUUUCUGGGUCCUCUUGCUCUUUUUUGUUCCUGUUUCCCGCCACUGCUGUACGUGCAUCAUGAGCUAACGCGUGCGAGUCGGCAGCACCUCGCUGUAGAUAGUAAAGGAAAUGACGGUUUAGUUGUUUUAUUUUCCGGUAGGAGUAUGGAAUCUGUCAAACAUAUUCUGUAGAGAUGGUCCCACACUUAUAUUUUUCCUGUUUCGAGUUUUUUUAAGAAAGGCGCUGUUCAUUAUGCAAAAUCAAUUAUUUUAAGAACUGCUAUUGUAAAUAUCUCUGUGAAUAUUUUAGUAUCGUCUUUGAUAAUACUCAACAUUUUCAUGAUCUGGUUAUACUUUUGCUGGUGUUUUUAAAUACCUUGUCUGAAGAAAACAAACAAAUAUAGGUCCUUUUUUUAAACAAGAAAAUUGAGGGUUCUUUAACAGAAUAAGGGAGUUUGUUGGGUUUAUUUUUUUUUCCUCCCCCAUUUGCUUUUGAUAAAUUAUCCCAAAUUCCAUACCCCUGCUUAUGAGUGAUUGAAUGAACUGAUACAUCAGGGCCCAGCUCUGUCCUGGAAGCAUAAUAACCCCAAGUGAUUACCCGGGGCAAAGAAAACCCCCAACUGACUGACUGGUGUUUGUUACCUGUGGGUGAUGGUGGGCUGGUGACGGCAGAGAUGUAGUUGGUUGGCCCAAGUGAGCAGGACCCCGAGGGACAGUGGUGUGGGCAGGGAAAGGCACAUGAAUGCAGGCGGCGACCGUGGAGGUGCCACGUCUGGGGCUCUGGCCUCCAAAACCGGGGCAACUGUGACAGGGAUCUUGGGGGCUGAGGGGGGAACAGUUGAGUCUAUUUUAUUCUGCUUGGAAGUGUCUUUUUUUCUUAGUAGGCUUGACACUCUGUAGAGGCUCUCUGCAGAACGUUGCCAGUGCCGCGCUGUGGUACACGGUGACGUGGUCAUGGUGCUGCCCUCACACAGUUCCCAGGAGAGACCCUUCAGCUACAGACGUGUCAUGCAGCCAUUUUUCUGUCCUAGUUGCCCCCUGUAUUUUUGCUGCAAUGUUUAUAAUAGGUAUCAGAGCCCUUCGCAGGGGUGGCUAAUGAUAAAUGGACUUUUAUGCUCUUACAGUUGGGGGGGGUGUUGUUUGGAGGGAGAAGUUUCUUAAGCCAUAGGUUUGGGAAUAAAGAUUCCUCACUGUUAGUCGGAACCGGUUGCUCAGAUUGGUUUAAUUGAUUCUAUUGAGUGUUCCACCCUCCACUGAUGCCUGAGCAGCAAAUCAGUCACCUGAAGAGGUUUUCCUCUUAAACACGUUGAAAUACUUUGAACCAGGUGUGUUAAGGAUUGACCUUUUGCUAACUGGUAGUAUUUAAAAUGUAUAAUUUCAAAGUACCUGUUGGAAAGCAUAAAGGGAACCCUCCCACCCCACCCCCCCAGGUCUUAGCAAUAUGUUUGGAGCAGUGUUUGCAUCUGCUUUGUACAGUAACGGAGAACUAAAGUGGACAUUUUUCAGCUUAUGGAAACAUUUGUGUUUCUGAGCAGAACUUGAGAGAGAAAACACGAUUUUUACCCAUCACCCAAAUGGUGGACAUUUGAGACAGUUUUGCAACUCAAACUUACCUAAGAUCAGGUACUGUAUAGUGGAGUCAGUGUGAAAAAGCUUCUAAAAGAAAGUGUAGUUAUUUUUUUAUCUGUUCACUGCCAUAUUAAAAGUGUAGAGAGAAAACCCCCAAACCUAGCAAAUAGGGUAAUCACAGGCAUUUCUUUUAAAGCUUAAUUAUGAUAUGAAAUUCCAGUAGUAUUUUUUAUUCUUCUUUUUGUUUGUUUGUUUGUUUGUUUACCUUUUUUAACUGUUUCCCUCUGGAAGUUCAUCUGGGAAAGAACCCACAGAGAUCUACAGUUCUGCUGCCAAGACAUGAUCAUUCUAGGACUGACAGAUCCGCACCGGUGUCUGCAGCGGAGGCUCAAGGGACAGCUGUACAUAUGUAAAUGACAAAUAGAGACAUGUUGAACAGAAAUGCAUUCAUUUUCCUUGGAAUGUGCAUUGGGUUUUAUUUCGCAGGAGAAGACAAAAGCAAAACAAAAACACACACACACACAAAAAAAAACAAGCUUGAAGCUCCAUCAUAUGUGGGAAAUGAAUCCUGUUUGUUAAGCGUUCGUGGAGUCUCGGCAUCUGUUUCACUCUCACUUCUGUAAUAUACUCUGAUCCUUCGUUUUGUUUUAUCUCCAUGUAAUAUUUAGCCUACGUGUACUAGUCAAUCACCUGUGUAUUUUUAGGGUGCUACAGAAAUAAUGAAGAAAAAAAAAAACGGGGAUUAAAAAUAAAAAGGAAUUAAAAAAAAAGAUGAAAUACGGAAACCAAAUUGAUCCUUUGUACAAUUUUUGAUAUUAGAGGAGAUCAGAGGAGAAUCCAAAAGAGAAAAAGUACAAUCCGAAGCAACACGCAAAAAUGGCCAUUGUCUUUGUUUGUACAUGGUAUGUACAGUACAAUGCAAUCAUUUCAUACUUUAAACUGGUCAGAAGAAAUAAUUGUGAUUUUUAGUCUUGCAAAACUGUAUGUAGUUAGAUGAUGUGACAACCUAAUAUUUAUCUAAUAAAUAUGUAUUCAGAUGAAACCUGUAUAUUAGGUGUUCAUGUGGUUAUUUUGUAUUUAAAGAUCAAAUUAUUUGACUAUUGCUAGACAUUUAUAUACUCUGU
Messenger RNA from Colius striatus (speckled mousebird), 8318 nucleotides. It is a transcript of the gene ZMIZ1, whose product is annotated as zinc finger MIZ-type containing 1. Gene Ontology annotation, biological process: regulation of transcription by RNA polymerase II; protein sumoylation. Lineage: Eukaryota; Metazoa; Chordata; Aves; Coliiformes; Coliidae. Gene Ontology annotation, molecular function: SUMO ligase activity; zinc ion binding. The transcript is spliced from 23 exons. The record is from RefSeq and is a predicted model, not a curated record. The coding region runs from base 679 to 3810 and encodes 1043 amino acids.